CAAUCUACAAGAACAAGCAGAGCGCCCACAUUAACUUAAAGUCGGAAAAGCUAAGCAACGAAAAAGAUUAUAUUAUGGCGUUUAGACUCCCCCUUCGAGAGGACUUUGAAGCUUGGUCAACGCUACAGGUUGCAGAUUUUUUAAGACAGUAUGGAUUGCAAGAAUGCAUAGGAGUAAUAGACAAAUUGGGAAUCAACGGCUCCACGUUUUUGAACAUGACUGAACGUGAACUGAAUAAAUUCAACAUCCUUUAUCAACCACAACUUCAAAGGAUCGUUAAUGACAUCAAGAAAAACGAUGGUGGAAUAAUAGAUAAACUCAGAAGCCUUACAAGUAAUAAGAAUCCUCCAAGCGUUCCACAAAGAGACUAUUUUGCAGAUAAUGCAGACAGUGACGAUAAUGAGGGGGAAUUUGAUGAUGAUAGCGAAUAUGAGGAUCCAGAUGGACCGUCUGAUUCAGAGACCUAUGCAGUUCCAGAAGAUAACGAUGAUGAUGAUGAUGAUGAUGAUGAUGAUGAUGAAAAUUAUGAGCCUCCACCAACAGAACCCGAAAACACUCUGCCCACACCUAUACUUUUCGGUCCUUCAAAUGGAGGAUAUGCAGAUAAAAAACCAAACAGACAACCACCUGCCUUACCAAAUCCAAUAAUGAACAAACCUAAACCAAAACCAAACACAACACCAAGGCCAAAUCAGCCGUUACCACCACAAAGUAGAGCACACAUGACUCCUCCAUCGAAACUUUUCUACAUUCCACAACUAAGUCCAAGGCCUCAUCCAGGAAUGAAGAAAGCAUUACCCAAAGAACAGUUUGAAAAUCAGGAGGAUUACAUUGUGCCAAAGGAUGAGGACGAUGAUAUUUAUAUUGAACCUACACAGGAUAUACAGCAGCCUUAUAAACCUCCAGUUGUGAAUCGUGCAAGUAAGCCAACAAAGCCAACCAUUCCAUCAUCUGCAAAGUCAUUAAGCCUUCCAAUCAUUGACCCAAAUGAACCAGCGGUAUAUGAGGUCCCUGAAAAUGAGGUAAAACCUUCUCCGCAGUUAAAAAGAUCAUCUUUACCUCUUCCAAAAAGAGACUCUCCUCCCAAAAUAGAACCUGAUGACGUGGAAUAUGAUAUAUGUGAUGAUCACACAUUUGUGACUCCUAGUAAAGGUCCAUCUCCGUUGCCACGAAUCAACAAGCCUAAACCACCUUCUUUAAAAACGCAAAAACCAAGUUUACCCACAAGAGACGUGAACAGCAAUAUUGAUAAACUCACAGGUUCAAAUCGUACAUGGCCACACAGCAGUGGUUCAGAGCUUCCACCAUUACCACAUCCAGUUAUGAAGUUUCCAUUUCCAGUCCCAGGUCCCAAGCCUCCUGUCGUACAACGAUCUCUUGAAUUACCAAAUCGCUACCCAGCCAUGCCAAGUAGGAAUAACCUUCCAAGUGCAUCUGAACAGGAAGCAGGUGUAGUUAAUAAAGAAUGGUAUGCUUCGUCCUGCCCUCGAAAGACAGCUGAAGACGCAUUACAAUCGUCAUCCAGGGAUGGUUCUUUCUUAAUACGAAAAAGCACUGGGCAAGAUGCUAGGCAGCCAUACACCUUAGUUGUCUUCUACAAUAGAAAAGUAUAUAACAUUCCCGUACGGUAUAUCGAAUCGACACAACAGUAUGCUCUCGGUCGAGAGAAGAGUGGAGAAGAGAGGUUCAGCAGUGUUGCAGAAAUGAUCGAGAACCACCAGCGCACACCCCUAGUGCUAAUUGACGGACAAAAUAACACAAAAGAUUCUACCAAGUUGAGAUUUCCUGUUAAGAUCCCUUGAGCUAUUGUCAGAAACUUGCAAAUGUUGUAUUAGGAAAUAAUUAUUUUAGUCGGCAAAAAUAAAUGCUAUUGUUUAGGAAACUGGCAAAAAAAAAAAUAUAUAUAUAUAUUUUGACUGAAAACACUUAAAUUGUGUAAAUACUUCAUUGUUAAGAGCAGACAGCUCUGGGUGCACAAAUAUUAUACUUGCAAUUCCUGUAUAUAUUUUUAUAAACCUUUUCAAAUGUGUUCUUUUAAUAAAGUGUGGUUGUAGCAA
Messenger RNA from Pelobates fuscus (common spadefoot toad), 2057 nucleotides. It is a transcript of the gene BLNK, whose product is annotated as B cell linker. The record is from RefSeq and is a predicted model, not a curated record. Gene Ontology annotation, biological process: cell surface receptor protein tyrosine kinase signaling pathway; intracellular signal transduction. Gene Ontology annotation, cellular component: cytoplasm. The coding region runs from base 75 to 1802 and encodes 575 amino acids. The transcript has 23 exons. Gene Ontology annotation, molecular function: protein binding. NCBI's taxonomy places the organism in Eukaryota, Metazoa, Chordata, Amphibia, Anura, Pelobatidae.